Ictalurus punctatus (channel catfish) is the source of this 4570-nucleotide messenger RNA. RefSeq names its product serine/threonine-protein kinase 32C. Gene Ontology annotation, molecular function: G protein-coupled receptor kinase activity; G protein-coupled receptor binding; ATP binding. The coding region runs from base 289 to 1623 and encodes 444 amino acids. The record is from RefSeq and is a predicted model, not a curated record. The transcript is spliced from 12 exons. Lineage: Eukaryota; Metazoa; Chordata; Actinopteri; Siluriformes; Ictaluridae. Gene Ontology annotation, biological process: G protein-coupled receptor signaling pathway; regulation of signal transduction; protein phosphorylation.
UAAUAGGUUAAAGUGGCUGGAGCAGCAGAGGAGGGGCUGAGUGUCGCUGAGAGGAGAAGCGCUUCAGAGAUCACCACUCAGAGAAAGCAGCCCAGCACUCCACUUCACUUCCAUUCUGCUCGCUCUUUCCUUCUCGCCGCUCGUCUUUCCUUUCAGUUCGUUUCUUCACCAAACUCGGUACCAGGGCGUUAUUUCCGCUCGUGGAGAAGAGAUGCUCGAGCUCGGACUGUAGCGGCACCAACGCGCUGUUUAGUUCCGCACCGGGCGAGGAAUGCCAUCUGAGCCUCAAUGUUUCACUGGGCCAAGUGGAAGAAGAGGAUGGGCGCGAAUAGCUCCUCUAAGAGACCGGUCUUCGACGAGAAAGAGGACGUGAAUUUCGAUCACUUCCAGAUUCUCCGAGCCAUUGGAAAGGGCAGCUUUGGGAAGGUGUGUAUUGUGCAGAAGCGUGACACAGAGAAGAUGUACGCCAUGAAGUACAUGAACAAACAGCAGUGCAUAGAGCGAGAUGAGGUCCGAAACGUCUUUAGAGAGCUAGAGAUCCUACAGGACAUUGAACAUGUUUUUUUAGUCAACCUCUGGUAUUCCUUCCAGGAUGAGGAGGACAUGUUCAUGGUAGUAGACCUGUUACUGGGAGGAGACUUGAGGUAUCACUUGCAGCAAAAUGUCCAGUUCACAGAGGAAGCGGUUAAACUUUACCUGUGCGAGAUGACCCUGGCACUGGACUACCUGCAGAGUCAGCACAUCAUACACAGGGAUAUCAAACCAGACAAUAUUCUUCUAGACGAACAAGGUCAUGCCCACCUGACUGACUUCAAUAUUGCUACAAUUAUCAAAGAUGGAGAAAGAGCCACGGCUUUAGCUGGAACCAAGCCAUAUAUGGCUCCUGAGAUUUUCCAGUCUUUUGUAAGCGGUGGGACUGGCUAUGCAUUUGAAGUGGACUGGUGGUCACUAGGGGUCACCAUAUUCGAGGUCCUGCGAGGAUGGAGGCCGUACGACAUCCAUGCCAGCAACUCAGUGGAGUCUCUAAUGCAGCUCUUCAGCACAGUCAGCGUGCAGUACUGUAACUCCUGGCACAAAGACCUCAUCUCCCUGCUGCGUAAGCUGCUGACAGUAAAUCCAGAGCAUCGAUUCUGCAGUCUUGCCCACAUGCAGACAGCCCCCUACCUCUCAGAUGUGAACUGGGAUGCUGUCUAUGAGAAGAAGAUGGAGGCUGGAUUUGUUCCCAACAAAGGGCGUCUGCAUUGUGACCCCACCUUUGAGCUGGAAGAGAUGAUUUUAGAAUCUCGUCCGCUACAUAAGAAGAAAAAGCGUCUGGCCAAGAACAGGUCAAGAGACAACAGCAAGGAUUCCCAAUCUGAGAAUGAUUAUCUACAGGAGUGCCUUGACGUCGUGCAGCAAGAGUUUGUGAUCUUCAACCGAGAAAAGUUGAAGAGGAGACAGGAGGAAGGCUGCAUGGUGGGAGAAGGGGAGGGAGCAGAGGGAGAAGCAGAAGGAGAAGGUGACCCUGACCGAGAGGCAGAAGAGGCAGAGGGCGGGACAGAGGAUGAAGAAACCGAGCCCGAACCCGAGACCUCCAAACUGAGCAUGUGCGGCUCGGUGUGCUCAUCCCCGGGCAGCUCAUAGAUCCACAGGCACAGCACCUCCUGCUGGUCGCUUAGGUGUCACUGCGCUCACCAUGCCUAUAAAGCCCUAACUGCACCCAGUACCAAAAGUGCACCCGAUUAGGGCUCCGAAACAUCUCUCUUCUCCAUCCCAGUUACAUUCAUCUCAGCAUGGUUUGGGUUCUGCCUAUACGAGCAACGACAUGGCCUCCAUUUUCUCGUUCUCUACAUGGCCUCUAGAGUAAGCUCAAUCUUCUAUGCAACAUUAUCUGUACAGCAUGAUGUAAAGUAGACAUUUUAGAACUAACGAGCCGCACCGACAGAGCGCAUGACGACACACAGAGCAAUAGGACUCUGCUGUAAGAAUGUUAACAUGACAAGGGCGGCCAAAUGAGAAUGCUGUUUGUGUAUUAAUUAUGAUUAGGUGAAAACACUCUGAACUUUAGACUUGCUAUGUUUGCUGUUUCAGCUGCUCCCUCUGAAAGUGGGCUGCUAUUUACUAGUCAUUAAGCAUUUAGUUCAUUUCUAUAGAAGUAAUUCCCAGAUAGCAAGUGAGUGAUGACCCAGUGCCCGCCCACACAUACCUCUUUCACCCAGCGCACGUUCUGCUGCGUAAUGACAGCCACAACUCAAACACGAUGACAACUUACAGUAUCUCAGGCAUGAUAUGGUGCAGUUGGACCACUUUUGGUCCAAAAUUGUAACCCUGCACAAGCUUUAGAUAUUGUUUAUUGCAUUGGGGCUUUUAUUUUUUUGAUCCAGAUUCUAAAUACCAGGAGAACCUUAAACGUGGCUGUUUACACACCCGCUUUUGGAUUACAAACACACUUCCCAUCGCCAUAACUGACUCUAAUGUGCCUAAACCCAACAUUUGGCCUGGAAUCGUCUGCUAUCUGGGAACAAUCUGGGAUUAAUUGCUUGGCAAAUGAAAAAAAAAAUGAAAAAAGAGCAAGACUUAAAAAGAAUCACUCUUACAAAUAUGACUUAAGAGUGACCAUGUGACUACAAUGGUCAUGUUCUGAAUGUCUGAGAAAACAAUGUUCAUAGUAUGUCACAAGUAAAUACAUACAAAAAAUUAAAUAAAAAUCGAACUGCAGUGACUUUCUUAAUCUUACGUCAGAAUCUGUUAAGGUGUUAAUGUUAAUGGCUUGGUUUUUCUGUAUCUCUGUCUUGAUAAACUUGCUGCUUCUGGCCAGCACUCUGUUGGCACUUUGAUCUGUGUUUCUCCUUCUGACUGUUAGUGUUUCACAUGUAAGAUGCUUGUUCCUGAAAGAUUUGAUGUUCAGUGUAGGUCACACUGCAGUGUGCGUCCAGUGCGUUCAGUUAACUACUCUAGUGCUCUUCCAUUCCUGCUGCUUAGGACCUACUGAUGAUUUUCACUUCACCAGGGGAAUAAGCUUUAGUGACCUCUAUAGGACACCUGUUUAAGAUUUUGUUUGAUUAAGUCAAUUAAAAAAGAAAAUAUUCUGAAAGUAAAUUUUAGGUGCCGUUUGGGGUCUGUGUUCUGCAUUGAUUUGGGUUAAGCACUCCCCCUAGUGGGCCGGAUGAGGCUUUUCUGAAGAGUAGCAUUGAUUCGAUCCUAUAUAAACAUGUUUUAAAGGUGAUACCAUCGAGCCGAGUUGUGACGUUGGAACAUGUAGCAUUCUACAUAAUUAGACAGCACCAUUUUCCAAUUGUUGUUGUAUAAUUAUGUAAAACAUAGCUAGAAGCAGGACCUUUUCUCCACAGUUUUAUGUGGGUGCGCAUAUCAGACUUAGGUAUUAACAAAAAAAAAUCAGAUUGAAAUAGUUCUAAUAGAAUAAAAAGCAGUUGUAUGAAGCUAUAUCUUCAUACUUCUAUUUCCAAGUGUGCAGGCACAACUUGUAGGCAAAAACGCCAAAGCUUUUGUACCAUUUGCAUAGCUGUUUCUAAAUAAAAAUGAGUGCCUGUACGUUUGCAUUUGUCUGUUUGAAUAGCACGUACGUGUGUGUCUGUACGUGUUUAUUGGCGUAAUCUGUGUGUCUGUGUGUGUGGGUGUGUGCGCAUACCUGUGUGGGAGUGUGAAAGUAGUGCAUAGGACCAAUGUAAUAAUUUGUAAAGAAGCAUUUAUUGUGGUAAGUAAAAAAAAAAAAAAUAACAUGGAAUGUUUCUGGAAUUAAACAUUAAUUCUACUGUUAGCCUCAAGUGGACAUUAAUUCACUGUAAGUUAUUGAUUACUAUACUGAUACCAAUAGCAUAUUGAAUAAACAUUGACAUUUUUUGCAUGUACCCCUAUUUACAAAGACUAGAAUGGGGUGUUUUGGGGGAAGGCAUAUGGUUGUUGCUAUGUUGCUUUGCCAUACACAUCCGCCAUUGAAAUGAAGACUCUUAAGAAUUGGGAUGAUGACCGCAUUUUUCACCAGUGACAUCAGUGCUCUGUAUUGCCAUCCAAUUUUCAUACUCUAGGACUGUGUUAUCAGCUGAAGAUGUUCGACUCUACAAAGCAAAGCAUCGUCUUCAAUAAUUGUGGAUGGCAUGAUAUGUAUCAAUAGACUCUGUUUAAAUUUUGGCAUCCCAUAGUUUGUUUUAAUGAUGCUGAAAAUAAUAAUAAUAAUAAAAUGUUUAAGGGCACUGGCUCUGUCUGUUCAUAAGGAAUCAACAUGCAACUUCAGAAAUCUGAUUAAACUGUAAGAGUGUGUCUUCGGUUAUCCUGGAACAUUGCUUCCUUUUUUUUCUUCUUUUUUUUAUCAGAGCGUUAUGUUAGUACACUCUGUAUGUUAUAACAAUUUGUAUUCAUAAAGCAUAAUCCUAAUGCUCAAGGUCACUUUAAAAUUCUAUUUAAAAAAAAAAAAAAGAAAAGAAAAGCUAGCAAGAGGAGAGGUAUUGAAAGAAAGCGUAUGUCCUUGGAUUCUAGUUUGGUCUUGAAAGAAGACUGUAGACUGGAGAAGCAGAGUCUGGAAGCCACAGCAGUGAAUCUGCCCACCUGAUCACAACCAGUCUGGUCUGUGUGG